Messenger RNA from Adineta steineri, 270 nucleotides. The record is from the annotation of a GenBank genome assembly. NCBI's taxonomy places the organism in Eukaryota, Metazoa, Rotifera, Eurotatoria, Adinetida, Adinetidae.
AUGCCCAGGAAAAUCACGGAAUCCGGUCGUUUCCUACCGUACGUCUUUGACAUGGGUUGCUUGAACCUUAUACAUCAUGAAUCACCAUUUCAAGUUAAACGUUUCAAAACAUCAACAGCAAGUUUACCAAUAUUUGAACAUCAAAAUUUAGCAUGGAAAAAUUUAAAGAAAACGAUUACUAAUCAACUUAAUAAAUUAAAUAAAUCAAAUUUACCAAUAAUAGUUAAUGAACUAUUUAAACAUAAUAUUAUUCGUGAUGAUCGUAUAUAA